AAAAAAAAAAAAAAAAAAACGAAAAGCAACAUGGACGAACAUAAAAAGUUUCUGGCAGAUCGUCUGCUUAGUGAAGAACAACCGAUCACGUAUCGGGUCUUGAGUAGGGCUUUGGAUGUACACGUCAACACUGCCAAAGAGAUGCUUUAUGACUUUCAUAGCUAUCAGAAUGCGCAAAAAGCCAACUCUGUUCACGCGACAUACCUAAUUUAUGGCACCAAAACUCCAGAAAAAGAUGAAUCUGAUGGCGAUGUUGAGAUGUCAGGCUCAUCGCCCGAGGAACCCCUUUCAGAUGAGGUUCCGACUUCCACACUGACUCUGGCUCGGGAAGAAGAGCUGAACGAUAUUCUAGCUGCCUAUGAGCAGGUAGUUUCGAUCCACGUUUACAGUCUUUCACCUCAUCCCCAAAAAGACCUUUCUCUCCUGUCAGAUGUGGCAUCCCAACUCUCGGAGUAUUCAUCAAAUGGGGACAUCACUGCCGCAUCUAAGAAGUAUGGCGUUAUUAGUAACCCGAACGCCCGAAGGAGAGAACGGACGGUCCGGCCUCUAGCCUCCACUUCAGCUCCCUCUCAGGCCGUCAGGAAAGAGCCUGCUGCAUCAAAGCCAACAUCCAAGACAACUGUCAAGCAAGAAACGUCAACGGUGAAGCCUGAGGCAAAGCAAAUCAAGUCUGCGAAACAGGAGUCUUCAGCUCCAUCGUCCAAGGAGGGAACACCUGCUCCAAGUGGCGGGAAGAAGCCAGCGCCAUCUCUUAAACGAGGAGUAUCUGGCGGUAUCAUGCAAUCAUUUGCAAAAGCGGCUGCACGACCACCUAAACCCAAGCCUGGCGCCAAGAAGGAAGAGGACACAACGAUGGCUCUCUCUGAUGACGGUGAGGCAGAUGACUCUGAUAUCGUGGCAACCAAGUCAAAGUCCACUAUAGAUUCUACCGAUAUCAAGCGAAAGCGUCAGGAACGUGAGGAUGUACUACGAAAAAUGAUGGAAGACGAUGACGAGGAAGAGGAGAAGGAAGAGUCCGACAAGGAGUCCGACAAGGAGUCCGAGCAGGCCGACGAAGAGAUGGAAGAAGCACCAGAGCCUGAGCCAGAGCCCGAGGCCACAAAGGAAGAGAGCGAACCAGCAGAAGUGAUCUCGGGCACUGGUGAUGGACGCAGGAGGGGUAGAAGACGCGUGAUGAAGAAGAAGCGAAUCCUUGACGAUCAAGGAUAUAUGGUUACCAUCCAAGAACCUGGCUGGGAAUCCUUUUCUGAGGAUGAGGCUCCCCCAGUGACCAAAAAGGCAGCCCCUGCUCCUACACCUACACCAUCAUCAUCUACAGGCUCCAAAUCAAAGAAACCGGCGCCCAAGGGACAGGGCAACAUCAUGUCAUUCUUUUCGAAGAAGUAGAAUGCACUAGAAGGACCAUCAAAAAGAAUUAGGGAGGGCAACGACUGCAGAAAACAUACUGUAAUUAUUUGUUGGCAUCUAUAAUAUCACUAUCCGUCGUUGUGCUAGCAAGCGCCUUGUAUUUCUCAGGAUCGGCCUUUAUCCUCCGAAGCGCCUUUGAUAACCUUUCAACACCUUCUACCAAGUCCUCCUCGGGGACAUAUGCGAACGUCAGCCGCACGGCGUUGUCCAAAUAAACAGAGGCCUCAUCGCCAGGCACUUGAAAC
Molecule: messenger RNA, 1652 nt
Organism: Fusarium verticillioides 7600
Lineage: Eukaryota; Fungi; Ascomycota; Sordariomycetes; Hypocreales; Nectriaceae
Product: DNA polymerase delta subunit 3
Exons: 5
Coding region: 31-1386 (451 amino acids)
Biological process (GO): DNA replication; DNA strand elongation involved in DNA replication; DNA synthesis involved in UV-damage excision repair
Cellular component (GO): delta DNA polymerase complex; nucleus
Molecular function (GO): DNA-directed DNA polymerase activity
Source: RefSeq, a predicted model, not a curated record